This is a messenger RNA of Sipha flava (yellow sugarcane aphid), 1769 nucleotides long. Its product is annotated as threonylcarbamoyladenosine tRNA methylthiotransferase. Gene Ontology annotation, molecular function: tRNA (N(6)-L-threonylcarbamoyladenosine(37)-C(2))-methylthiotransferase activity; 4 iron, 4 sulfur cluster binding. Bases 160 to 1734 code for a protein of 524 amino acids. Lineage: Eukaryota; Metazoa; Arthropoda; Insecta; Hemiptera; Aphididae. The record is from RefSeq and is a predicted model, not a curated record. Gene Ontology annotation, biological process: tRNA methylthiolation. Gene Ontology annotation, cellular component: endoplasmic reticulum. The transcript is spliced from 8 exons.
UAGUGAUUAGUAAAUAGUAUUUAUUGCUUAUUAGUAUGAUAAACCCGGUGUAUAGAGAAUUAACACUGAAAUAAUAUACGUGUUACAAUUAUUUGGUAUUUACUUAGGAAAAUUAUAUAACUACGAAGAUACCCAAAGUUGAGGUUCUUAUUUCAAGUAAUGGAUGAUGUAAAUGAUAUUGAAGAUUUAAUAACAUCUGUUGCUGAUGCUGCUGAAAUUGGUAGAAAUAAACCACGGAAUGUAGUUCAUUUGCGCCAUAAAGCUAAAAACAAACCAGUACAAGCACAAGUAGUAGAUUAUAAACCGUCGUCUCAAGUUCCUGGUACUCAAACAAUAUACAUUAAGACUUGGGGUUGUUCGCACAACAGUUCAGAUGGUGAAUAUAUGGCUGGUCUUCUUUCACAUUAUGGAUAUAAAAUUACUGAUGAUAAGACUAUUGCGGAUUUGUGGAUACUUAAUAGUUGUACAGUGAAAAAUCCAGCCGAAGAUCAUUUUAGAAAUGAAAUAACUGCAGGAAAAAAAUCUGGAAAAUUUGUUGUAGUAGCUGGUUGUGUUCCUCAAGGGGAUCAAAAGUCAUCCUUUAUUCAAAAUUUGAGUGUGAUAGGUGUUCAGCAAAUAGACAGGGUAAUAGAAGUAGUGGAAGAAACAUUAAAAGGACAUACUAUUCGAUUGUUGGGACAAAAGAAAAUAAAUGGAAAAAAAGAUGGCGGUGCUAGAUUACAGUUACCAAAAAUUCGCAAAAAUAAAUUAAUUGAAAUUAUUGCAAUUAGUACUGGAUGUCUAAAUCAGUGCACUUAUUGUAAAACAAAACAUGCCAGAGGCAAUCUUGGCAGUUAUCCUCCUGAUGAAAUUGUUCAGAGAGCUAUAGAGUCGUUUAAUGAUGGUGCUGUUGAAUUAUGGUUAACAAGUGAAGAUACUGGAGCAUAUGGGUUAGAUAUAGAAACAAACCUACCAGCACUUCUAUGGCGUUUGGUGGAAAUUAUACCUGAAGGUUGUAUGAUGCGUAUUGGUAUGACUAAUCCUCCAUACAUACUUAAUCAUCUAGAGGAAAUAGCAAAGAUAUUAUCUCAUCCUAGAGUCUAUGCAUUUCUGCAUGUUCCUGUUCAAUCUGGAAGUAAUCAAGUUCUAGCAGAUAUGAAACGUGAAUACUCAAUUGAAGAAUUUGAAGCUGUUGUUAAUUUUUUGAGAGAAAAAGUCCCUGGCGUUUCAAUUGCAACAGAUAUUAUCUGUGGUUUUCCAACCGAAACAGAAGACGAUUUUUCUGAAACCAUGCAUAUUUGUGAAAAAUACAAAUUUCCGAGUUUAUUUAUUAAUCAAUUUUAUCCUCGAAAAGGUACUCCUGCUGCUCGAUUACCAAAAAUCCCUACAGACAUGGUUAAAACCCGAACUAAACGUCUAACAGAAUUAUUUCAUUCGUAUACCACUUAUGAUCAUAGAGUUGGAGAAAUUCAGGAAAUUUUGAUAACUGAAGAGGCUAAAAGUGGUAAUGAAUUAAUAGGCCACAACAAAUUUUACGAACAGGUUAUAGUUCCGAAAGAAUCAGAGGCAUUGGGGAAAAAAAUGAAAGUAAUUGUGAAGUCAGCAAAAAAACAUUGCCUGAUUGCUGAAAAAGUUCACCAACCAACAAAAGUAUUCAAAGAUAAACUUCAAAGAAUCAAUAAUAUUUAUUCAGCAUGGCCUGUAUUUGCCUUAAUAAUUUGUGUUGUAGCAAGAAUACUUUGGUUAUUGGUAUAAUCAUAAAUAAAAAAAAUGUAUUGUACAUAAAAAAA